UUUUUCCCCAUAUUUUUUAUAUGUAGGCUUAAUUUGAGAUAGCUUUUUUAAGUCAUAAAGUGAUUAUUUAAUAAUCACUUGAGAAAUUCUCUAAGACUUUCAAGCUUGAAGUUUUCAAAGUUUAUUUUAUGUAAAGAAGCAUUUAUUGCUCCCUUGAAAUCACUCGUAGAAAGAUUCAAACACUCAUUUGGAUUUAAGUUUCUUCAUGAUAUCUUUUAUUUGAUGUUAAAUAGCUUAAAAAUUAAAAGAAAAUGAAAGAAUGUUAAUGAAAAUUACUUUUGCAACCUAUUUAUUUAUGAAUAUCAUGUAUUUUAUUUUCCAUAAAAAUGAAGAUUAUAAUGGAAAAAUUAAGUUCUAUUUGAUAACUAUUUUUUAAAAUAGUUUUCAAAUAAUGGGGUUUAAUAGUUUUAAAAAUAUUUUUUAUAUCUAGUAUUUUAUUUUUAAUUAUUUUAUAUAUUUAUAUAAUUAUUUUUUAAAAUAACUUCUAAAAUGAUAAAUGAAAAUAACUAAAAGAUGUUUUUUAAAAAUAUCCAAUUUUCUUUUUAAAAAUGAAAAAUAAAAAACAGUUUUUAGUUGUUAAAUAUGUGUUUUUUAUUUUUUAUUUUAGAUAAUAGAAAACUAUUUUUAAAAAGAGUUUUCAAGCAUAUUCUUACUUCUUAGUAACUUUCUCUAUUAAAAAAUAAAAAAUAAAACACUUAAAUACAGAAUGCAUGCUAGAUCAUAACUCAUAAGUUGAAAGUCUCUUUUCCUAGACUUUUCAACAUGUCAUUGAAUGCUUGAAGUACUUUUUAGUUUUUACCUCAAUAUUUUCCGAAAGCAUACAAUUUCAACUGACUUUAAAGAUGUUAAUAAUGAAGGGUCUGCUCCAUCUUAAUCAUAGCUUUUGCAUUUGACACGCGAAAUAAUGCAAAAAUAAAAUAAAAUCACAGAAAGGUGCGACCAAAAUUAAGGAGGGACUAAAAAUUGAUUAUUGAAAACUAUUCAUUUGCCAAUGUUGUCAUAUAGCAAAUGCCAUCUGGAAAUUGAGGGAAAAAAGAGCAGAGAAACAGGGAAGGCUGAAACUAGACUUCUUAAUACCCAAAUGGACGGCCCAGAUUCGUUCUCCCUUCCCCACUCUUUCUGUUUAUCUUCUCUUCCACCUUCCAUUUAUUCGCCAACACUUCCUGCUCUCUCUCUUUCAUUCUCUAAGAGAACUGUAGAGUAGAGACAAAGAAGAUGAUGUUGGGAAAGAGAGCCCGGCCUCAGAUUAAAAGAACCACCAGCAUGACCGGGAUCACCGUUGAUCUCGGCCACGUUGAAGCUCCGGCCCCCGCCGAUCCCCAGAACCCCAUCAAAGAUGUUCACGCCGCGGCGAGAGUAGAGAACAUGGUUGCGGGUUCCAAUGGAUACGAUCCCCGGUUUUUAGCGGCCACGGUCUCCCCGAGAAUCCAUAGGAGAAGUUCAGGCGAGUUCAUGGAGACUGCUCAUUUCUUGAGGACCUGUGGCCUCUGUCAGCGCCGUUUGCAACCUGGUCGCGAUAUCUAUAUGUACAGGGGAGAUACCGCUUUUUGUAGUCUAGAGUGCAGGGAACAGCAGAUGAAGCAAGACGAACGAAAAGAAAAAUACUCAGGUAUGGCUUCAAAGAAAGAAGACCACCGGCACCAUGCAUCAGCACAGACCGCCGCUGCCUCGGAAGGCGAGACUUUGGCCGCUGCUUGAAGAGUAUUACGAGAGGGAGAGAAAAUCACAUGGAUGGUCUCCUGGCCUCCUCCGUAUCUAAUACAACAACGUUACUGAUCCAUAUGAUAUGAUAUGAUAUGAUAUGAUGCUGAUGAUGAUGAUAUUUGUGUAAAAAACCAUGACGAUGUGGUGCACCUGCACCCUCUAUCUCUUUGCCAUUUGCAAAUGAAAAUUAGGCAAUGCUUUCUCACUCA
Molecule: messenger RNA, 1913 nt
Organism: Vitis vinifera (wine grape)
Lineage: Eukaryota; Viridiplantae; Streptophyta; Magnoliopsida; Vitales; Vitaceae
Product: FCS-Like Zinc finger 6
Exons: 2
Coding region: 1216-1698 (160 amino acids)
Source: RefSeq, a predicted model, not a curated record